This is a messenger RNA of Bipolaris sorokiniana ND90Pr, 1029 nucleotides long. RefSeq lists its product as uncharacterized. Gene Ontology annotation, cellular component: cytoplasm. Lineage: Eukaryota; Fungi; Ascomycota; Dothideomycetes; Pleosporales; Pleosporaceae. Bases 1 to 1029 code for a protein of 342 amino acids. The record is from RefSeq and is a predicted model, not a curated record. Gene Ontology annotation, molecular function: phosphatase activity. The transcript has 5 exons.
AUGAGUACUGCGGGGCAUUCGGAUCCCGUACCCGUAGGGAGUGGUAGUGGGAAAGUGCAGGAUUUUCACUACAAAUUCACCGUGCAAAAGGGUUUUUUUCAGCAGAGUGAGGAUGAGACGGAUGAUAAGGAGUUUGAUUUUAAAACCUCGAAUUUCGGACUGAUCAAUCGCACGUAUUCGACGGACUCUGAUGAAGACAAAGAGAAGGGUACGCAAUGGCAACGAUUUGAAAAGUACAUCCGCAGCCUCGAGACUUCCAAGCAAGCCGGCGAAAGCUACAAGGUGCUUUUCCUAGGUCGCCACGGUCAAGGCUGGCAUAACGUUGCGGAAACGAAAUACGGGACUAAAGCUUGGGAUUGCUACUGGUCCGCCCUCGACGGCGCAGACGGCAUCACCUGGGCAGAUGCACAUCUGACUCCGCUAGGCGAAGCCCAGGCAAAAGCCGUGAAUGAACUUUGGUCUGCUCAACUCGUGAAAGGGAUUCCGGCACCGGAAACUUAUUACGUUUCUCCUUUAACCCUACGAUUCGUCCUGACGGACCUAGGCACAAUCCAAACCGCUUCCCUCUCCUUUUCCUCCCUCCCCCUCCCCGCCUCAGCCCCUUACAAACCCCUCAUCAAAGAACUCCUCCGCGAGGCCCUGGGUGUUCACACCUGCGACCGCCGUAGCACGCGCUCCGAAAUUCAAGCAGCACACCGCCAUCUCACUUUCGAACCGGGGUUCGCAGAGGAAGAUGAGCUGUGGUUGGCUGACUACCGCGAGCCGAGAUCGGCGAGGAAUUAUCGACUUGCGGUGUUGCUGGAUGAGGUGUUUGAAGGGGAUGAGGGGGUCGUGGUGUCGAUGACGAGUCAUUCGGGGGCGAUUGGGAGUUUGUUGGUGGGGUUGGGACAUCGUGAAUUUGCGCUUGAGACAGGGGGCGUGAUACCCGUGUUUGUUAAAGGCGAGAGGGUGCAGGGGAAACGACCGGUUCCGCCAAAGGAACCGAGUGAUGCGCCGCCGUUGUGUCCGGAGCCGCCUGUGGAUAUGUAG